AUGGCACGUCAACUUGUGCUUGCACUGAUUUCUGUUGCCAUAAUUGGCAUGGCCAUGGCUAAUGAGGCCCCAUCUGCAUCCCCAAAAUCAUCUCCAUCACCAAAGGCUUCAUCUUCACCAAAAUCAGCCGAGUCUCCUCUAUCGUCUCCUCCUGCCCCUACCCCAUCAGAUGAGAGUGAUAUCUCAGCCGCACCUGCCCCGGCAAGCGACCCCAUCGAGCUCUAUGCUCCGGAACCUGAACCUUUCGAGGACCCCUUCACCACCCCGGAGGAGACUGACCCGGCCGAUGUGACCAGCGGUGCAUCCGCUCUUCAAUUCUCCGGCGCCGUCACCGCUGCCGCCAUUGCUGGCAUCUUUGCCUUCUAA
Molecule: messenger RNA, 366 nt
Organism: Glycine soja
Lineage: Eukaryota; Viridiplantae; Streptophyta; Magnoliopsida; Fabales; Fabaceae
Product: classical arabinogalactan protein 6-like
Exons: 1
Coding region: 1-366 (121 amino acids)
Source: RefSeq, a predicted model, not a curated record